UUCGAAUGGCAGCGAGUGAUCUCGCGAAUAAUCAGCUCCAGGUUGUCGCGGUUGACGCCGGCGGUCAUGAAUAUUGCCAGGAGUCGUCGGGAGCGAGAUAUCAGGGCACUGCCUUCGGCGGAGCGCCAAGUCGCGAAAUUAUGCUGCUACCAGGUCGGCGAGAUUGCUCCGGCAUUGCAGGUUACGACGGGCCCCGGAGGGAUUCGAACCCUCGAUCUCCUGUUUACUAGACAGGCGCUUUAACCAACUAAGCCACGGCGCCAUUGGAGCCACGUGAAUUCUCAUCAUUUAUCAAUUUAGCAAACUUUUUGCACACGAUGGAGACAAUGGCAACUUGGGUGGACGCGUAUGCUGCACCGGAGGAUCCGGUUCGGGCAGAACGGGGUCAGCUGGAAGCGGACUUUGCGGCCGUAAAGUGGAAGCAGUGGCAGUUUCGGUGGACCAGAUGCCGCACCGGAGGAUCCGGUUCGGGCAGAGCUGGUUCAGCUCAAAGAUCGUCCGUUACCAUGGUGGUAGACCCACGGAAGACAGUGACAAUUUCGGUGGACGCGAAUGUGCCGUACCGGAGGAUCCGGUUCGGGCCAAGCAGGGCUGGCUCGAAGAACGUUAACAAGCAUUUUUAA
Harpegnathos saltator (Jerdon's jumping ant) is the source of this 623-nucleotide messenger RNA. RefSeq lists its product as uncharacterized. The transcript has 7 exons. The record is from RefSeq and is a predicted model, not a curated record. Bases 318 to 623 code for a protein of 101 amino acids. NCBI's taxonomy places the organism in Eukaryota, Metazoa, Arthropoda, Insecta, Hymenoptera, Formicidae.